CAUCCAAGUCUGGCUAUAGUGAAGGGCGCUGGACUCGUAAUGCGAGCUCUCAUCGAGGAGGCGGGGCCUGAGGUCGCUCGAGAGCUGCGUGGUUUGGCAUUAGCUGAAGGUGCCAUCUUAUAUCACCUUUCUGUCGCUUGCUUUGCUGCACGCGGGCAUGACGCCAGAGGACUGGCGCACAGGUGCAUCACUUUUAUCCGCCUAUCUUUGUAA
This is a messenger RNA of Protopolystoma xenopodis, 213 nucleotides long. The record is from the annotation of a GenBank genome assembly. NCBI's taxonomy places the organism in Eukaryota, Metazoa, Platyhelminthes, Monogenea, Polystomatidea, Polystomatidae.